Notechis scutatus (mainland tiger snake) is the source of this 618-nucleotide messenger RNA. Lineage: Eukaryota; Metazoa; Chordata; Lepidosauria; Squamata; Elapidae. The record is from RefSeq and is a predicted model, not a curated record.
AUGACACUGGAAGUUGAGCCUCUCAGGUCGGAAGGUGUCCAAUAUGCUACUGGGGAAGAGCAGAGGGCUAGUACUAGUAACGCCAGAAAGAAUAAAGCAACUGGGCCAAAGCUGAAAGGACGCUCAGCUGUGGAUGUAUCUGGUGGUGAAAGGAAAGUCCGAUGCUAUAAAGAUCUACACUCCAUAGGAACCUGGAAUGUAAGAUCCAUGAAUCAAGGCAAGCUGGACAUGGUCAAACAAGAGAUGACAAGACUGAACAUCGACAUCUCAGGAAUCAGCAAAUUAAAAUGGAUAGGAGUGGGUGAAUUUAAUUCAGAUGACCAUCAGGUAUACUACUGUGGGCAAGAAUCCCUCAGAAGAAAUGAAGUAGCCUUCAUAGUCAAUAAAAGAGUAGGAAAAGCAAUACUGGGAUACAAUCCCCAAAAUGACAGAAUAAUCUCAGUUCGAAUCCAAGGAAAAUUCAAUAUCACAGUAGUCCAAGUCUAUGCCCCAACCACUCUUGCUGAAGAGGAUGAAAUUGACUGGUUCUAUGAAGCCCUACAGCACCUUAUAAAAUUAACUCCAAAAAAUGAUGUCCUUAUCAAGGAGUCAGAGGACAUCCGGCCAAAGUUCUCCUAA